AUGAGACCCCUGCCGCUGCUGUUAGUGAUUCCUGGCAUUGCACUGUCUGCGAGGAUCCUGGGCAUCAACCCCUCGGCGUCCAUCAGCCACCAGAAGCCGUUCCUCAUCAUCAUGCGGGCUCUCGCAGAGAGGGGGCACCAGGUGACCGCCAUCACCACCAACCCGAUAGAGGAUCCGCCAAAAAAUUUGACUCAAAUUGAUAUGCCAUUUACAUAUCCGAGAGAAGGCCAAUUGAUGGACGUUAAGGAAAUGAUGCUGAAUGUAUUAAAAUCUCCUCCAGAAAAACUAGCUGAGAUGCUGCUUCCUUACAACGAAAUGUUGCAGGAGCAGAAGCUCGAUUUGGUCAUCAUGGAGACUGUGACUGUGUUCUGCUAUUUUGGAUUUGUUCACCAACUGGGCUCGCCACCGGUUGUCGGCUUCCUCUCGUCUGGUGUCCCUGGCACUCUGAGUUACGCCAUGGGAGACUACGUGAACCCAGCAUACAUGGCGGAUGUCAUGACGUCCUACAGUGACCAUAUGACAUUCUGGCAGAGGCUGCAGAACACGCUUUCCUUCCUCAGCUACCAAGAGAACAUGAAGCAGUUCUCAGCAGUAUUCCGUGAGCACCAGGAGACGUCCGUGGAUCGUGCUGUGUGGUGGGUGGAGUACGUGAUCCGCCACCAGGGGGCCCCUCACCUGCGCAGCGCAACCCGGAACCUGAGAUGGUGGCAGCUGCUGCUGCUCGAUGUCAUAGCCUUCAUACUGGCUUCCACGUUUGUCGCCGUAUUUCUGCUCUACGAAGUGGUCCACUGGCUCUUAAUUGCACAGAAGCAUCCACAGAAGCAGAAGACCAAUUGA
Schistocerca americana (American grasshopper) is the source of this 837-nucleotide messenger RNA. Its product is annotated as UDP-glucosyltransferase 2-like. The transcript is spliced from 4 exons. Gene Ontology annotation, molecular function: UDP-glycosyltransferase activity. The record is from RefSeq and is a predicted model, not a curated record. Bases 1 to 837 code for a protein of 278 amino acids. Lineage: Eukaryota; Metazoa; Arthropoda; Insecta; Orthoptera; Acrididae.